Populus euphratica (Euphrates poplar) is the source of this 2223-nucleotide messenger RNA. RefSeq lists its product as uncharacterized. The transcript is spliced from 9 exons. The record is from RefSeq and is a predicted model, not a curated record. Gene Ontology annotation, cellular component: plasma membrane. Lineage: Eukaryota; Viridiplantae; Streptophyta; Magnoliopsida; Malpighiales; Salicaceae. Bases 384 to 1799 code for a protein of 471 amino acids.
CUAUAAUGCUGGCAAGCAAAGAAGUGGAGAAAUGAUAGGAAAAGGCAAUUGAUGGCAUGCUAACGCCACUGCAGUCUAGAUCUCACCUUUGUAGCUAUCUCUAAUGUUGUGCGGGGCCCAAUGCAUGCGCAAAUAGUAAAGACACUCUCCUUGUCUUUAGUGUACAGUUAUUGUGAAACUGCACUUGUCCCCACACACUCAUGAGUUAUGACAUUAACAAGCUUGCAUUCAUGGCUUCUUCUCUCUUCAGUAGUCACCCACUAUUACCCUCCUCUGAAUUCCAAGUCACUUACUUUUCAUCACUAACACUUGCUUUUCACUUCAUUUAGUCUCUUUUGGGCUUCUUGCUGCCUUUUUUUUUUAAAUUUUAUUUCAGUGGAGGAAUGAGUGAAGGGGUGUCUCUCAAGGUGAAGCUGAGUCUGAGUAUGGUUUUUGUGGAGGUGUUUCUUUUGAUUUUGAGAGAAUCAUUCUUUAACAGACAUUAUGAUCAGGGGAGAGGUCUGAAUGAAUGUCACUGCAGCCCAUUCAAUAAUCAUGGAGGCUCAUUGUCAACUGACAGAAGAGUGGAUGGUUUUUUGCCUGAGAUCUCUCCAAAUUCAGCUCCUCAGCCCCUUCUUCCUCUUCUUGCACCUUCUCCUUUCGCACCUUUCACAAACAUUACGAUCCCAAAGUUAUCAGGAAAAUGCACGUUGAAUUUCACUGCUGCUCAAAGUUUGAUGAGAACGACAUCAACUGAUUGUUGGUCUAUUUUUGCGCCAUUGCUGGCUAAUGUUAUAUGCUGUCCCCAGUUAGAAGCCACCCUUGCAAUUCUUAUGGGCCAAUCCAGUAAAGAUACCAGAACUCUUGCUUUAAAUGAGACUGUUUCGAAGUAUUGCCUUUCAGAUAUCGAGCAAAUUUUGGCUGGUCAGGGUGCAGAAAGUAAUGUGAAUAAGAUAUGCUCAAUUCAUCUAUCAAAUCUCACUGGAGGGUCUUGCCCUGUUAAGGAGGUCAAUGAAUUUGAGGGAACUGUGGAUUCUUCUAAGCUUCUUGCUGCCUGCGAGAAUAUUGAUCCUGUUAAAGAAUGUUGUGAUCAAGUUUGUCAAAAUUCCAUAUUAGAAACUGCUACAAAACUUGCACUGAAAGCUUCUGAAGUAUUGAUCAUAGCUGGGUCCCAUGGUUUAACUGAGCACUCAACAAAGGUUGAUGAUUGUAAACAUAUUGUACUUCGAUGGCUGGCUGGUAAACUUGAGCCUUCCCGUGCAAAGGAGGUUCUCAGAGGACUAUCUAAUUGCAAAGUUAAUAAAGUUUGCCCUCUGGUUUUCCCUGACAUGAGACAUGUUGCAAAGGGCUGUGGGAAUGAGAUUAGUAACGAGACAGAAUGCUGUAGUGCCAUGGAGAGCUAUGUGUCUCACUUGCAGAAGCAGAGUCUUAUAACUAACUUGCAAGCUCUGGAUUGUGCUACAACUCUAGGAAUGAAGUUACAGAGGUCUAAUAUCACAAAAGAUGUUUAUAGCCUUUGUCACAUAACCCUUAAGGAUUUCUCCCUUCAAGUUGCAAAACAAGAGUCUGGAUGCCUUCUACCAAGCUUGCCGUCGGAUGCAACAUUUGGCCAUUCCUCGGGGAUCAGCUUCAUCUGUGAUUUGAAUGACAAUAUUCCUGCUCCAUGGCCGUCAAAGUCUCAGUUAUCAGCACCGUGCAAUAAAACCAUCAAAAUCCCAGCACUUCCUGCUGCUGCAAAUGCUCAAAGUGGUCUUUACAAUGAAGAUGCGAUAUUUUAUGUGCUGUUUGCUGCCUCAGCUGUUACCAUGAUGCUCUUGUAGUCUUUUGUUUGAGCCAUUCCUGCUUCCUCUCGGCAUCAAGAAUGCUAGCUUGCAUGAUACAAAUUUUUUAUUUGUUACUUGUGAAAUGAGGGUGAUCAUAUAGAAGUUAGAUAGAAAGAGGUCUCGCAUGCCUGACUCUUGUCCAAACCAAGUGCACCUGGGAGAGUCUCAAUCUGUUAUGAAUCAAUCAAGCUUGCUUUUCUGAUUGUACUAAUUCGUGAUUCUUGCACGCUUCGUGUAAUGAUAUUUUUUUGUAAAGAAAUGCUAGGAAAAAGUCAGAGAGAUAAUAUUGUAUGUAGCAAAAUCAAUAUAAGAUGUUGUAUGUACCCCUAUUUGAUUGUACUUUACCAUGUAAAAGAAUUGGAUUGCUGAUCAAUUUGAGCAUACCUUGAACCAUUUAUUACGUUCUUAAAUAGGAGAACCA